AUGAAAUACGUUCUGGUCUCGGGUGGUGUCAUCUCCGGUGUUGGCAAGGGCAUUAUUGCCUCGAGCACUGGAUUGCUCCUCAAAUCCGCCGGUCUCACGGUUACUAGCAUCAAGUGUGAUCCUUAUAUCAAUAUCGAUGCUGGUACUAUGUCGCCAAUCGAGCACGGAGAGGUUUAUGUGACGGAUGACGGUGGUGAGAUGGAUCUGGAUCUCGGCAACUACGAGCGCUACCUUUUGACCACGCUCACUCGUGAUCACAACAUUACUACUGGCAAGAUCUACCAACAAGUGAUCGAGCGCGAGCGUGUCGGCCGCUAUCUUGGCAAGACCGUUCAGGUCGUCCCCCACAUCACCAACGCCAUCCAGGACUGGAUCGAGCGCGUUGCCAAGAUCCCGGUCGACGAGUCCGGCCGGGAGCCUGAUGUCUGCAUUAUCGAGCUGGGUGGUACCGUUGGUGACAUUGAGAGUGCGCCCUUCAUUCACGCCAUCAGCCAACUCCAACGUCGGGCUGGCAAGGGCAACUUUGCUCAGAUCCACGUGUCUUACGUGCCUGUCAUCCAUGAUGAGCAGAAGACCAAGCCCACUCAGAGGGCAAUUAGCGAUGUUCGUAGCGCGGGCCUGAAUCCGGACCUGAUCGCCUGUCGCUGCGAGCUGCCGCUGGAGGACGGCACCGUCCAGAAGAUCGCCAACAUGUGCUCUAUGGAUACCAAGCAGGUUAUUGCCGUGCACAACGUCUCGACCACCUACCACGUGCCUCUGCUUCUUGAGAAACAGAAGCUUAUCGGCACUUUGGGAGAGCUGCUUGAUCUCCCUUCAAUUCAGCGCGAUCCCGCGAUCGUCGAGCAGGGCAAGUUGAUGUGGAAGGACUGGGUUGACCUUGCCCGUGGCCAGGACUACCCCCACGACACCGUGUCCAUCGCCCUUGUGGGUAAAUAUACCGCGCUCAAGGACGCUUACAUCAGUGUGUCCAAGUCUUUGGAACAUGCCGCUAUGUACUGUCAUAAGAAGCUCGAGUUGAUCUGGGUUGAUGCAGGCCAUCUGGAAGACGAGGCCAUUGAGACCAACCCGGCCGAGUUCCACAAGGCUUGGCACGCAGUUUGCACUGCCGAUGGUCUGCUGGUGCCCGGUGGAUUCGGUACUCGUAACACCGCCGGCAUGAUCAAGGCGAUUACCUGGGCGCGUACCAAGAAGCGCCCCUUCCUGGGUGUCUGCCUUGGCAUGCAACUUGCUGUCAUUGAGUUUGCUCGCAAUGUGAUGAACAUUGAAGACUGCGGAAGUGAGGAGCUUCACCCGGAGGCUAAGAACCACGCCAUCAUCUACAUGCCUGAGGUGGAUAAGGAUAAGAUGGGUGGUACCAUGCGUCUUGGAAAGCACGCCUCGAUCUUCCAAGAAGGCACCGAGUGGUCCCGCCUCCGCGCCCUGUACGGCUCUGAUGUGUCUCAGAUCUCAGAACGUCACCGUCACCGUUACGAAGUCAACCCUGAUAUGGUCGAGACCAUCGAGAAGUCUGGUUUGACCUUUGUCGGCAAGGACGACAAGGGUGAGCGUAUGGAGGUUGUUGAGAUUCGCGAUCACCCCUGGUUCGUGGGUGUGCAAUUCCACCCCGAAUAUCUCAGCCGAGUCCUGGCUCCCAGCCGGGCCUUCCUGGGCUUCUUCGCUGCUGCCGCUGGCUGCUUGGAUGAGGUGACUGAGUCUAUUAACAAGGGUCUGCGGAGUAUCCCGAACAAGCAGCAAUAG
This is a messenger RNA of Penicillium daleae, 1737 nucleotides long. RefSeq names its product putative CTP synthase. The transcript has 6 exons. Gene Ontology annotation, molecular function: identical protein binding; CTP synthase activity. The coding region runs from base 1 to 1737 and encodes 578 amino acids. Gene Ontology annotation, biological process: CTP biosynthetic process; pyrimidine nucleobase biosynthetic process. Gene Ontology annotation, cellular component: cytoplasm; cytoophidium. The record is from RefSeq and is a predicted model, not a curated record. NCBI's taxonomy places the organism in Eukaryota, Fungi, Ascomycota, Eurotiomycetes, Eurotiales, Aspergillaceae.